Molecule: messenger RNA, 1346 nt
Organism: Taeniopygia guttata (zebra finch)
Lineage: Eukaryota; Metazoa; Chordata; Aves; Passeriformes; Estrildidae
Gene: EIF4E1B
Product: eukaryotic translation initiation factor 4E family member 1B
Biological process (GO): translational initiation
Cellular component (GO): eukaryotic translation initiation factor 4F complex; cytoplasm
Molecular function (GO): translation initiation factor activity; RNA 7-methylguanosine cap binding
Source: RefSeq, a predicted model, not a curated record
GCAUUUACCCCAUUCCAUUCUUAUUGCCAUGCAACUCCCUCCACAUUCUACCCUGUCUCUAUGCCAUUCCCAUCCUCUCCUCGUCAUGUCCUCUUCCCACCUCAUCCCACCCCAUUCCCAUCCCACCACAUCCAAUUCCGAACCCAUCCCCUCCCCAUCACGUCCUGUCCUGACUCCAUCCUCCCCAUCCCAUCCUAUCCCUACCUUCCAACCUGACGCUAUCCCACCCUCUCUGUGCACCGUCCUGCCCCGCCUGUACCACAUCGUGGUCCCCACACACGGUGCCAAACUUACACAAUUCUAUUCCCUCAUCCUGAUCCCAUCCCACUCUGAGCCCCUGUCCUCAUUCCCCAGCUCCCUGCCCUAGAGAGGGACCCCCCCAUCUCUCUGCUCCCCAGGAAGGGCAGGACUGGCGCCGUCUCCCCAGGAUACCGCCCUCCCACCCCAGCAGCUGCAGCUGGGAAAGCUCCUCACCCCACCUGCCUCUGGGUACUUAAGAGCCAGAGGCGGCCCCGGGAGAGCAUCUGCUGCUCGGGAUGGCUACGGGGGAGCAGAGGCAGCAGGAGCGACGCCGGCAGAGGGCUCGGCAGCAAGAGCUGCUCCCAGCAGAGAUCCUGGGCAAGCACCCCCUGCAGAACAGAUGGGCACUCUGGUUUUUCAAGAAUGACAAGAGCAAGAUGUGGCAGGCAAACCUGCGCCUCGUCACCAAAUUCAGCACUGUGGAGGACUUCUGGGCGCUGUACAGUCACAUCCAGCUCGCCAGCAAGCUCACAGCUGGCUGUGACUACUCCCUCUUCAAGGAUGGCAUUGAGCCCAUGUGGGAGGACAGCCAGAACAAGCGUGGCGGGCGCUGGCUCAUCACCCUGGCCAAGCAGCAGCGGCACACCGAGCUGGACCGCUUCUGGCUGGACACAGUGAGUGCUGCCCCUCUCGGGGGUCCUGCCUGUGGUGUGCCCCCUGCCCCAGGGCUGAGCCCCAGUGGGGACCGUGCCAGGCUCCCUUUCUCCUCCCAACAGCUGCUGUGCCUCAUUGGGGAGAUGUUUGAUGAGUACAGCGACGAGGUGUGUGGGGCCGUCAUCAACAUCCGCACCAAAGGGGACAAGAUUGCCAUCUGGACCCGGGAGGCGGAGAACGAGGAAGGGGUCACCCACAUUGGGCGUGUCUACAAGGAGUACCUGGGGCUGUCACAGAAGGUGGCCAUUGGGUACCAGGCCCAUGCGGAUACGGCCACCAAGAGCAGCUCCCUUGCCAAGACCAAGUUUGUGGUGUGACUGUGGGGAGAGUGAGGAGCUGCCUGUCAAGUUCCCAUGUUCUGUCUCACAAUAAAUUUCUGCAUCUGAGCAUGA